Molecule: messenger RNA, 3771 nt
Organism: Pseudophryne corroboree (corroboree frog)
Lineage: Eukaryota; Metazoa; Chordata; Amphibia; Anura; Myobatrachidae
Product: zinc finger protein 436-like
Exons: 4
Coding region: 42-2195 (717 amino acids)
Biological process (GO): urogenital system development; embryo development; regulation of transcription by RNA polymerase II
Cellular component (GO): nucleus
Molecular function (GO): RNA polymerase II transcription regulatory region sequence-specific DNA binding; DNA-binding transcription factor activity, RNA polymerase II-specific
Source: RefSeq, a predicted model, not a curated record
AGGAGUAUAUAGAGGAACACAGAGGUCUGUACAAGGACGUGAUGAUGGAGAAUUACCGGCCCCUCACAUCACUGGAUGGGCCCAGUAACAGAGAUACCCCAGAGAGAUGUCCCCAUCCUCUGUAUUCCCAGGAUUGUACAGAGGAUAAUCACAGGAUCCCACAGGAGGAUCAGGUAGAACAUCUGUCUGAUAUUAAAACAGAAGAUACAGAGGGAGAAGAAGAGACAUAUGUGACUGAUAUAAAGGCAGAAGAUAUAGAGGGAGAAGAAGAGACGUAUGUGACUGAUAUAAAGGCAGAAGAUAUAGAGGGAGAAGAAGAGACAUAUGUGACUGAUAUAAAGGCAGAAGAUAUAGAGGGAGAAGAAGAGACGUAUGUGACUGAUAUGAAGGCAGAAGAUAUAGAGGGAGAAGAAGAGACGUAUGUGACUGAUAUGAAGGCAGAAGAUAUAGAGGGAGAAGAAGAGACGUAUGUGACUGAUAUAAAGGCAGAAGAUAUAGAAGGAGAAGAAGAGACGUAUGUGACUGAUAUGAAGGCAGAAGAUAUAGAGGGAGAAGAAGAGACGUAUGUGAAUGAUAUAAAGGCAGAAGAUAUAGAGGGAGAAGAAGAGACGUAUGUGACUGAUAUAAAGGCAGAAGAUAUAGAGGGAGAAGAAGAGACGUAUGUGACUGAUAUAAAGGCAGAAGAUAUAGAGGGAGAAGAAGAGAGGUAUGUGACUGAUAUAAAGGCAGAAGUUAUAGAGGGAGAAGAAGAGACGUAUGUGAGGGGUGAUCAGCAGUGUAAGGAGGAGGAGAUCCCUACAGAUAUCAGCACAGCAGAUGGACACACAAGCAGGAAUAUCUCAGAAGGACAUCUAAUGUUAUCCCCGGAUUUUGACAUAAAAGAUAAUGAUAGUAGACAGGAUUCUCCAGGAGAUAACCCCAUUAACCCACAUCCAGCUCUAUCAGCUGAUCCCUCUGAUCCUGGGAAAUGUUCUCCUGAUCACUCUGAUAUUUUUGCAUCUGUUACAGCUCUGACAGUAGAUAUAGAGUUUCCCUGUUCUAUAGAUGCCAAAUGUUUUACACAGCACACAAAGUUUAUUACCUAUCAGCCUGCUAAGACAGGUGAGAAGCCAUUUCCAUGUUCUGAGUGUGGGAAAUGUUUUACACUGAAAUCAAAUCUUGUUACGCAUCAGAGAACUCACACAGGUGAGAAGCCAUUUUCCUGUUCUGAAUGUGGUAAAUGUUUUACACAGAGCUCAAAUAUGAUUAAACAUCAGAGAACUCAUACAGGCGAGAAGCCAUUUUCCUGUUCUGAGUGUGGGAAAUGUUUUUUAAGUAAAUCGAAUCUUAUUACACAUCAGGGUACUCACACAGGUGAGAAUCCAUUUCCAUGUUCUGAGUGUGGGAAAUGUUUUUUAAGUAAAGCACAUCUAGUUUCACAUCAGAGAACUCACACAGGUGAGAAGCCAUUUUCCUGUUCUGAGUGUGGGAAAUGUUUUUUAAGAAAAUCAAAUCUUAUUACACAUCUGAGAAGUCACACAGGUGAGAAGCCAUUUUCCUGUUCUGAGUGUGGAAAAUGUUUUUUAAGAAAAUCGGAUCUUAUUACACAUCAGAGAAGUCACACAGGUGAGAAGCCAUUUUCCUGUUCUGAAUGUGGGAAAUGUUUUUUAAGUAAAUCAAAUCUUAUUGCACAUCAGAGAAGUCACACAGGUGAGAAUCCAUUUCCAUGUUCUGAGUGUGGGAAAUCUUUUUUAUGUAAAGCACAUCUAGUUUCACAUCAGAGAAGUCACACAGGUGAGAAGCCAUUUUCCUGUUCUGAGUGUGGGAAAUGUUUUAUAAGUAAAUCAAAUCUUAUUACACAUCAGAGAAGUCACACAGGUGAGAAGCCAUUUCCAUGUUCUGAGUGUGGGAAAUGUUUUUUAAGAAAAGCACAUCUAGUUUCACAUCAGAGAACACACACAGGUGAGAAGCCAUUUUCCUGUUCUGAGUGUGGGAAAUGUUUUAUAAGUAAAUCAAAUCUUAUUACACAUCAGAGAAGUCACACAGGUGAGAAACCAUUUCCAUGUUCUGAGUGUGGGAAAGGUUUUUUAAUUAAAGCACAUCUUGUUAGACAUCAGAGAACUCACACAGUUGGGAAGCCGUCCCAUUCCCUGAGUGUGGGAAAUAAAUCAGCUCUUGUUGAACACAGACAUUAUCCAAGUGAGGAACCAUUUUAAUAUUCUGGAGUAUAAUCAUCAUUGCCAUGCAUUGUUCCUCAAGGUUCUGUCCUAUCUCCGAUACUUCUUGCAAUCUACCACUGGGUGAAAUAAUCAGACGUCAUGACCUGGCCUACCACUGCUAUGCAGAUGACUUAUCUUCUGCUCCAUGUACUGAGCACCCAACACCAAUCCUAAAUGGGAUGGUGAUGAUAUCCCGUUGGACAGAAUGCUGGCUGUCAAUAUACCACCAGCGGCAUCCCGGCCACCAGAAUACCGGCAGUGGGGUGAGUGCAUAGAGUUCCCUUGCGGGCUCCCUGCGCUCGCUAUGCUGCAGGUGCGGUGGUUCGUUGCACUGACCACAGGUAUUAUUCCCACUCUAUGGGUGUCAUAGACAUCCACAAGUGAGAAUAGCUGUGGCGAGUGCUGUCGGCAUUCCCGGAUGUCGGGAUUUCAGCGUCGGGAUCCUGAACGCCGGGAUAUUAACUACAUCCCAUCCUAAAUGGUUGUCUAGCAGAGCUCCAGGGGUGGAUGAUGCCAGUUGGCUGUGACUCAGUCUUAGUGAUACGUAAUAGAAGCUCACCAACAAAGGACAAGACUACAGCUUUACCAAGCAUCAUGACUUAUGCUUUGGGGUUCAGAGUUACAAAAUGCUGACUGCGGAAUCUUUGUGUUGUCCCGGAUUGUGGCCGACACAGACAUCAGGUAUCCGCCACAUUCAAAUCCUUGUUCUUCCAUCUGUGGACCAUAGCCAGACUCCAGCACUUGAUUCCCUCAGAAGAUCUGCCUACAGUCAUACAUGUAUUUGUAUACUCUCACAUAGACUACUGCAAUGUCCUCUACCUGGGUCACCCAGCAAAUGAAUUGCACCACUUGCAGAUGGUACAGAAUGCAGCAGCCAGUCUGUUACCUAACCAGCCCCUUCCUGCCACAUAACACCCAUUCUCUACUCCCUCCACCGUCUGCCUGUAAGAUGGGAAAUCUAUUUCAUAACCGGCUUACUGACCUUCCCAGCCCAACAUUACAUGGUCCAAGGUAUCAGAAGCAGCUUCUGCCUCCUUACUGCCUCACUUGUUUAUUUCUGCAGGUAAAAGGACUGUUACCAGUAGUACCAGGAAACUCCCAUAAUGCAUUUGGGGGUCAAACUUUUAGCUUUGGAGCCCUGGCCAUGGAACUUGCUGCCUCGCACAGUCCAUGAGGCCUCCACCCUAGAGCCCUUCACAAGCAGGCUGAUGACUGACCUGUUACUCAUUUCAUUAAUGUACCUCUAGUUCUUACAUAUAUCCCACAUGCUUAGUUCUUUGUUCUGUUGUUUAUUUUGUAUCUUGUGCUUUGUGUAAAUGUUUAAUUCCAGUUUGCAGUAUCUAUAUUGCUGCACGACAAUAUGGUGGCCAUAGGAACGUGUUUCCACUUCUAGUUUCCCAUUCUUAUGUCAUCUGAUCAUCUUAAUCAGGAGUGUUGUGGGAUACAAGAUCCUAUCCAUAUAUACAUUACCAUGUGCAUUAGAGUCACCCGGGUUCCAUCUGCGGUGGUUUGUUGUAUGUUACAUCUAUAUGGUGCGGAUACUCCUCUGUAUGAUUCCAUAAUAAAAGCUUUU